Molecule: messenger RNA, 3487 nt
Organism: Perca flavescens (yellow perch)
Lineage: Eukaryota; Metazoa; Chordata; Actinopteri; Perciformes; Percidae
Product: low-density lipoprotein receptor-related protein 8
Exons: 13
Coding region: 68-2074 (668 amino acids)
Biological process (GO): receptor-mediated endocytosis
Cellular component (GO): plasma membrane; signaling receptor complex; apical plasma membrane
Molecular function (GO): protein binding; calcium ion binding; hormone binding
Source: RefSeq, a predicted model, not a curated record
GACUCUUGCGUCAUCAUUCCGCGCCACGUGCAUGCAAAUGCCAAAUGUUGGAGGACAUCAAUGAAGCAUGGGAAACCUUGGAGCUUUAUUUCUUUUUCUCGCGCUUCUAACCCGGUGUUAUAUUUGGGGGGUUGCAGGUCGCUCUCUGCCCGCCUGCCACGAGCAGCUGCAGUUCAGGUGCAGCGAUGGCUUGUGCAUCCCGAGACCGAGGGUGUGUGACGGACACACAGACUGUGAAGACGGAUCAGAUGAACACCACUGUGGUCACCUGUGGUGUAAAAAAGAUGAAUUUGCCUGCCGCAGCAGACGGUGCAUAUCUCCACGUUUCCUUUGCAAUGGCGUGGAAGACUGUGGGGACGGGAGUGACGAGGCCUUCUGCCACAACUGCACCACCCCUGGCUUCUUCUCCUGCGAGCCAUCUGACACCUGUCUGCCCCGAGACAAGCUGUGUGAUGGGCGAACUGACUGCAAAAACCGGCGUGACGAGUCUUGGGAGUUGUGUGGUUUGUCUCAGCUAAGCCCGCAGACGUCUCCCAAGUGUACGGCGUCUGAGUUUCAGUGUGGAGACGGGCAUUGCAUCCGCCAGACCUGGAGGUGUGACAAUUCACCAGACUGCUCUGAUGGCAGUGACGAGGACAACUGUGAUCAGAACGAGUGUGAGGUCAAUAAUGGAGGCUGCUCUCAUCUGUGUGUGGACCAGAAGAUGGGAUUCCACUGCGACUGCCCCGGCAACAUGAGGCUGGUCGGGGACAGCCACUGUGAGGAGGUCAACACGUGCCUGGAGAGCGAUGUGUGCGAUCAGCUGUGUGUUCACAUGAACGGCAGCUUCGCCUGCGACUGCUACGAGGACUACCAGAUGAAUCCAACAACCAGAGAGUGCAAGGCCAAAGGCAAUGAGGCUCAGCUGGUUUUUACCUCUUCUAAAGGAAUGUGUUGGACAAGCAUCACUGGCACCGAGUACAGGGAACCGGCUGCACGUUUACCAGGACCAGGGCCAGUGGCGGCCUUGGCCUCUAACCGAACACUGUACUGGGCCCGGCAAGGAAAAGGCUCCGUAUACAGGAUCUCCAUGGAUGGAAAGCUGCAUGAUUCAGUGUUGGUGCUGAAAGUUCAAGGUUCAGUGUCAGGCCUGGCUGUGGACUGGGUCCACCAUCUCCUCUACUGGACCAGUAUGGAGAGCGGUUCUGUUAACGUUGGCCUGCUAGACGGUUCGGCUCAGCGUAGGCUUAUCACCGGACUGGAUAAACCUUCUGCAGUGGCUCUGGAUCCUCUCCGAGGGCUGCUCUUCUGGGCUCAGUCUGGCCGCCCCUCAAAGAUUGAGAGAGCUAGCUUGGACGGUCGGGACAGGACGGCUCUGGUCACUUCCUUAAUACUCUACCCUGUCGCUCUCUCUCUGGAUAUGCCUCGUCAGCUGCUGUACUGGGUUGACCAGGGAAUGAGAAGCAUCUCCAGAGUAAAUCUAGAUGGCCGUGACCGUAAGACAGUGGUAGGGUCGAACGGUUAUUUGGAUCGGCCUUUCGGACUGGCUGUGUUUGAGGGUUUUGUAUAUUGGAGUGAAGAAGUGACACGCUCCAUCUGCCGAGCCAACAAACACAACGGUGGCGACCACCAAGUGCUGCUGUCAAACGUCACCUCACCGGGUGGUGUGGUCAUCCUCCAACCUGCUCUCCAACCAAACGGUGCAUCUGUAUGUGGACAUACCGGGACGCUGUGCCAUCACGAGUGCACUGUCGACCUGCUGUCUGAGAGUCCAGAGUUCAGCUGCACUCCUCCAGAAAAAGGACAAAACACAUCUGAAGAAAUUCCUGCCAUUUCUCGCACCGUUCCUGCAUCAACUUUAUCUGACCCGACGUCUGCUGGAAUCCUCUCUCUUAUCAUGUUUCUUAGUGUGCUGCUGGUGGGAAUGGCUCUGUGGUGGUGGCGAGAGGAGUUCCGACCGUCCAGGUCUCUCACUGAGCAGAGCUUCUCCCUUAAAGAGUCCCAGGACCCGCUCAUCAUCCAGGGGCCGCACAUGGCUCCAAACACAUGCCUUGUAAAGGAAACUCUGCUUAAGCUGGACUUGGACGGUGAAUGAAGACGGUGCAACACAGAUGGCCAGCUGCCUGGUGCUGUCUCAACCCCCGCAGUGACCUCAGGGCUGACAGACGACAACAAACCUGUCGUCUUGUCCCAACUCCGUGUGCAGUUUAAGAGAAAUGACCCGGUGGUAAAUAUCAGAGUAUAGAUGAGGAACAGACUUUGGAACAGUAACUUCUGUUUUGAAGAAGUGUUACUUUCAGCUCUUGUGGUUUCAGAAUUCAUCUUUGUUAACGAUGAUGAUGUUUGCUUAUAUUCUAUUGAACAAACCUACAUCGAAUUUUUUGUGCUUUGAAUAUCCGCACGGAUGAACUCGUAUAUUUUGCCUUAUUUUUCAAACCCUUUAUGUGAAGCAGUUUCCUCUGCGAUUUACCAGUUAUGUUACAACUGUAGCUCAGUGAAAAUGUGAUCCGUUUAGAUUAUAGCUGAAACAAUUAGUUCAUUAAUCGCUUAGUCGUUCGAAAGAAAAUGAAUGAGCUACUAUUUUGAAAAUUGAUUAUAGAUUUUAGAUUAUUUAAGUCAAAGCAUUGAACAUUUGUUGGUUCCAGCUUCUGCUUUUGUUUUCUCUUCUGUGACCGUAAACUAAAUAUAUAUUUGUGGUUCAGACCAUUGAUCAGACAACAAUCAAUUGGGAGACAUUUUUCAUUAUUUUUGGAGAUUUUACAGAUCAAUUGUUUAAUAGCAAAUAAUUGUUAGUUGCAGUUCUACUGUAGAUUUUUAUUUUAUUGUUGCACUUUCUCACUCAACGUUUAUUUCAUCUUAUGCAAUCAAAACUAUACUUUUGCAAUAUUAUGGAGGGUUUUUACUUUACAACAUCCAACAGAAAUAUUAUGAAUAAUGUGACAAAAAAACUGACAUAAAAAAUCAAAUCAACGGGGCGAACCUCUAGCUCACCCAGAAAAGAAGAAAAACAAAUCAAGUCAACUAUAAGGUACAGAUGUCCUCCCUGUUGUACUCUCACAUUUUACUGAAUACUAAACUACUGUUUUUUGGCUUCUUCAGUAAGAGGAAAUGCUGCAAAAAUCUUUGAAUGUUGGAAAAAAUGAUCUGGUGCUGCAAUGGGGGGGAAACAAAGUGUGUAUUGUUUUGUGAAAUGUCUCCUGGAGGUUUGGUUUUGUGCACAGGGCCUGGUUAGUGUUGGAGGGAGUGUUUGGUUAAUUGACCUGCUUUGUUCUUUUGUGUUAUUUGAGUCUCAAAGAAACUAUAAGUCUGUUGGACUGAUAUAAAUCCAUCGGCAGCAAUUGAGUGAUCAUUCUGUAAGUGUGCCCCCAUCUGCUGAGUUGUGUGUUGGUAUUUAUUUUUAAGGAUGUGUUUUAUUUAUUUUUGGGCAGCAUUACAGCCAUUUGCACCAUGGAUAAAAACUGUAAAAUGCUGUAUAUGAAUCAAAUAAAAUAAUUUUAGUUUUCCUACA